Thelazia callipaeda (thelaziosis nematode) is the source of this 5925-nucleotide messenger RNA. The record is from the annotation of a GenBank genome assembly. Lineage: Eukaryota; Metazoa; Nematoda; Chromadorea; Rhabditida; Thelaziidae.
AUGACUAGUGCAACUUCAGAAAUUUCUUAUUUACAGGUGCAAAAGGGUAUUGUGGCUGAUCCAGCACUUCAAGCAGAAUGGUCAAAAAAAAGACUAGUAUGGGUUCCCAAUGAAACAGAAGGUUUCGUUGCUGGAAGCAUUAAGGAAGAUCGUGGAGAUGAUGCCGUCGUUGAGCUUGCUGAUAGCGGGAAGCGACUUACUCUGAGCAAAGAUGACUUGCAAAAAAUGAAUCCUCCGAAAUUUGACAAAGUGGAAGAUAUGGCAGAUUUAACCUGUCUCAAUGAAGCUUCUGUCUUGCACAAUCUUCGUGAACGAUAUUUCUCAUCACUUAUUUAUACAUAUUCUGGAUUGUUUUGUGUGGUGGUGAAUCCAUACAAAAAACUGCCAAUUUAUUCUGAAACAUUAAUCGAAGCAUUCAAAGGGAAAAAACGCCAUGAGAUGCCACCUCAUAUAUUUGCAAUUGCAGACACAGCUUACCGCUCAAUGCUCCAAGAACGGGAAGAUCAAUCCAUUCUUUGCACUGGUGAAUCUGGUGCUGGAAAAACUGAAAAUACUAAGAAAGUUAUACAAUAUUUAGCUUAUGUGGCUGGGGCGACACGGCAAAGCAAAAACAGUACUCCAACAAAAGGUGAGCUGGAACACCAAUUGCUUCAAGCUAAUCCAAUUCUUGAAGCUUUCGGUAACAGUAAAACAGUAAAGAAUGACAAUUCAUCGAGAUUCGGUAAAUUUAUCAGAAUAAAUUUUGAUAUGUCGGGAUAUAUUUCUGGCGCAAACAUUGAGUUUUACUUACUUGAAAAAUCGCGUACAUUACGUCAAGCAGCUGACGAACGGUCGUUCCACAUUUUCUAUCAGUUCUUACGCGGUACAACCGCUGAUGAGAAGGGAAAUUUUCUUCUGGAGGACGUGGAAAAAUAUCGUUUUCUUAAUAAUGGAUACAUAAAUUUACCUAAUGUUGAUGAUGCCAACGAGUUUCACAACACCGUUCGAUCUAUGAAAAUUAUGGGUUUUCAAGAAGAGGAAAUUACUUCUGUACUGCGAUUAGUAUCUGCCGUUUUGCUUUUUGGAAAUAUGGAGUUUUUUCAGGAAAAGAAAUCCGAUCAAGCCGUUCUUUCAGAUGAUCGAGUUGCCCAAAAACUAUGUCAUCUCUUGGGUUUGCCUUUGGUCGAUUUCACUAAAGCUUAUUUGCGUCCGCGAAUAAAAGUUGGUCGAGAAUAUGUACAUAAAGCACAAAAUAAAGAGCAAGCAGAGUUUGCUGUAGAAGCCAUAAGCAAGGCAUGUUAUGAAAAAAUGUUUCGGUGGCUAGUCAAUCGUUUGAACAAAUCUUUAGACCGAACUCGUCGGCAAGGUGCUUCAUUCAUAGGUAUAUUGGAUAUUGCUGGGUUUGAAAUUUUCGAGCUCAAUUCAUUUGAACAGCUAUGCAUUAAUUAUACGAAUGAAAAACUGCAGCAGCUGUUUAACAAUACGAUGUUUAUUUUGGAACAAGAGGAAUAUCAAAGAGAAGGCAUCGAUUGGAAAUUCAUCGACUUUGGCCUUGAUCUGCAGCCUACUAUAGAUCUUAUUGAAAAACCUAUGGGCAUUCUGGCACUUCUGGAUGAACAAUGCUUAUUCCCUAAAGCAACGGACAAAUCGUUAGUAGAGAAAUUGUUUGUGAAUCACGCGAAACAUCCAAAAUUUGUCAUCCCUGAAAUGCGUGCGAAGUCUGACUUUGCGGUAAUUCACUAUGCUGGUCGUGUGGAUUACUUAGCUGAUCAAUGGCUUAUGAAAAAUAUGGACCCGCUCAAUGAAAAUGUAGUAGCGUUAUUCCAAAAUUCUUCAGAUGCAUUCGUUGUAAACAUAUGGAAAGAUGGUAAGGCUACUGUUGUAUUUGCUGAAUUUGCUGGUAUUUGCGCAUCAGAAUAUAGUGAGACAGCCUUUGGUGUGCGAACAAAAAAAGGAAUGUUCCGUACGGUAAGCCAAAUGCAUAAAGAACAGCUAACCCGUUUAAUGACCACCUUACGUAAUACGAAUCCUCAUUUCGUUCGAUGUAUUAUUCCGAAUCAUGAAAAAAAGGCUGGAAAAAUAUCAUCUUUAUUAGUUUUGGAGCAGUUGCGCUGCAAUGGUGUUUUGGAAGGAAUACGUAUAUGUCGACAGGGUUUCCCAAAUCGCGUGCCCUUUCAGGAGUUCAGGCAUCGAUAUGAAAUUCUCACACCAAACGUUAUACCAAAAGGUUUCAUGGAUGGAAAGGAAGCUGUUAGAAAAAUGAUCGAUGCUUUAGAACUGGAAAAUAAUUUAUAUCGUAUUGGUCAGUCGAAAAUAUUCUUCCGAGCUGGUGUUUUGGCUCAUUUAGAGGAAGAACGUGAUCUGAAACUUACUGGAUUGAUAGUGUCUUUUCAAGCACAGUGUCGUGCUUUCCUUGCUAGACGUCUAUAUCAAAAACGAAUGCAGCAGUCCAAUGCAAUACGUGUGCUACAAAGAAAUGGUUUAGCAUGGUUAAAAUUGCGAAACUGGCAAUGGUGGCGGUUGUUUACUAAAGUUAAGCCACUGUUGCAAGUUACAAAUCAAGAAGCUGCUAUUGCACUAAAAGAUGAGGAAUUGAAAAUAGUAAGAGAUAAGUUAAAUAAAAAAGAAGUAGAAUAUGCUGAAAUUGAGAAACAUCUCAAGCAACUCAACGAGGAAAGAAAUGUUCUCCAGGAACAGCUGCAACAGGCACGUUUUAAAUCUAAUCAAACCAAUUUGUUAGGAUCAUUACUGUUUCAGGAAAGUGAAGAACGAGCAGAAGUAGAGGAGGUGCGUGAGCGGUUGUCGUCAAAGAAAGCAGAACUGGAAGAUAUGUUAACAGAGUUGAACUCUAAAUUAGAUGAGGGCGAAGAACACGUUGAGAAAUUAACGGAAGAGAAAAAAAAAUUACAAGAAACUGUCCGUGAUUUGGAAGAACAGUUGGAAGAAGAAGAACAAGCUCGUCAGAAACUUAUGCUUGAUAAAGUGAAUGUUGAUCAGAAAUGGAAGAAAUUAGAAGAAAAGCAUGCUGAGUUAACUGAUUCGUAUGAAAAGUUACUGAAAGAGAAGAAAAAUAUGGAAGAAAGAGCGGUUCAGUUAUCUAAUAAUUUGCUAGAAGAAGAAGAGAAAGCUAAGCACGUUGGGAAACAGCGUUCUCGCAUUGAAAUGCAAUUACAAGAGCAAGAGCAAGAAUUAAAGAAAGAAAAACAGGUGAGAGCAGAAGUUGAGCGCCUCAAGCGAAAACUUGAGGUAGAAAUAGACGAACAGAAAGAAUUGCUCGAGGAAAAGCGAAGUAAAUUAGAAGAGUUGAAUUCAUUACUUACCAAACGUGAAGAGGAACUUACAGCGCUCCUAACAAAAUCCGACGAGGACAGCGCCAAUAACAUAAUUUUGCAAAAGCAGAUUCGCGAGUUGGAAUCCGCUUUGGAAGAAUUAAAAGAAGAUCUUGAUAAUGAGAAAUCUUUACGCGAAAAGGCGGAGAAAAGUCGUCGGGAUUUAAAUGAUGAUCUAGAAACACUGAGAACAGAAUACCUUGAAGCAGCGGAUAAAACGGCUAUAUCUCUCGAGAUACAAAAGAAAAAAGAUGAAGAGUUGAAAGAACUAAAACAUGCUCUUGAAACUACGAAUGCAGUAAACGAUGCUAAAUUCGAAGAACUGAAGCAAAAGUAUCAAAAGCAAAUCGAAGAGUUGAGUGAACAGGUCGAACAGCAAAAACGAAUGCGUUCUCAAGUUGAAAAAACUAAAAAUGCACUGGAUAUUGAAAAGGCCUCUAUAGUGAUGGAAUUGAAUGCGACACAAGCAGCGAAAUGUGAAGCCGACAAGAAACGCAAGCAAGCAGAAACAGCUUGUAUUGAACUGUAUGCUAGAAUUGAAGAGCUGGACUCAGCAAAAUCAGCGCUUACUCAGCAUCUUGGGAAAGCCCAUAAUGAAUUGGAUUCCGUGUCAAAGCAGAUAGAAGAGGAUGAACAGAAUAUCUCAGCUUUACACCGAAAAAUAGUGCUACUUGAACAGCAGCUAGCCGAGGCACAGGACCAGCUACAGGAAGAAACUAGAAAUAAGCUUGCAAUGCAAACAAGAGUACGGCAGUUGGAAGAUGAUCUGAUGGAAUCAUUGGAUUUACGUGAAGAAGGGGAACUUAAGCGAAAGGAAUUACAAGGACAACUUGAUAAUAUGCGGUUGGCGUUGGUAGAUGCGAAAAAAAAAGCAGAGGAAGGAGUUUUGCAGCAAAUAGAAGAAAUGAAAAAAAAAGCGCAACGUGAUCUGGAAAUAACACAAAAAAAAUUGGCCGAAAUUGGAGUAGCACGUGAUCGGGCAGAACGAUCUAAGCGGAAAUUGCAGCAGGAGGUCGAAGAUGCGAACAUCGAACUUAAUAACAUCCGGACAUAUUCGCGCGAUUUAGAAAAAAAACAGCGUAGAUUUGAUCAACAAUUAGCGGAAGAAAAAGCUAAUCUUCAGAAGGUUAUGAAUGAACGUGAUGCGCUUGCUCAGGAGUCUCGCGAUCGUGAAACACGCAUUUUAUCACUUAAUAAUGAUCUCGAUGGUUUACGUUCUCAACUUGAAGAAUCAGAACGUGUAAAACGUAUGCUUCAAAUGGAGCUUGAUGAAUCGGUAUCUUCAAAAGAUGAUGUAGGAAAAAGCGUGCACGAGUUGGAAAAAGCUAAGCGUCAACUUGAAGCAGAACUGCAAGAGCAACGAGCUCAAGUGGAAGAACUUGAAGAUGCCGUUCAAAUCGCGGAAGAUGCUCGGCUUCGAUUAGAUGUCAAUCUUCAGGCCCUGAAAAGUGAGCAAGAAAGAAUUUUGGCAGUAAAAGAACAAGAAAGUGAAGAAAAGCGUCGUUCAUUAUUGAAACAAAUUCGUGAUCUAGAAAGUGAGCUGGAAAAUGAGCGUCGCACUCGCUCUGGUGCCAUUGCUAACAAGAAGAAAAUUGAGUCACAGUUAAUCGAGAUGGAGCAGCAGCUAGAAUUUGCGAACAGAGCGAAAGAUGACUGCAGUCGACAAUUGAAGAAAUAUCAGCAAAUUAUCAAAGAUAUUCAACAUGACAAUGACGAGAUUCGGUUAUCGAAAGAAGAACUUGCAAAUUCUAUGCGUGAAAUGGAACGAAAGUUACGAACAGUUGAUACAGAAAAUGCCCGAUUAUUAGAAGUGAACGAAAGUUUAAUGAAUCAAAAACGACAGUUGGAAGCAGAAAAAGAUGAAUUGGAAGAUGCUCAAAGUCGGGGUGGUGGUGUGAAUGCCGAUGAACGUCGAAGACUUGAAGCAAAAGUUGCAGCAUUAGAAGAAGAAGUUGAAGAAGAACAGAGUCUUGCCGAAUUAGCACUUGAUAAACAACGUAAAGCACAAAUGCAGGUUGAACAACUAACUACAGAAUUAUCUGUGGAACGUUCCACUACGCAGAAAUUGGAAACUGAAAAGCAAGCAAUGGAGCGGGUAAAUCGAGAACUUAAAAAUAAGGUAUCAGAACUGGAAACUUGUGCUCAUAAUCGUUCUAGAGCUCAGAUAGCUGCUCUGGAAGCAAAAAUACAGUAUUUAGACGAGCAGUAUAACGCCGAAAGCCAAGAACGCGCUAAUGCAACUCGCCAAUAUCGGCGGAUUGAAAAACGUUUGGCUGAUACCAUAUUACAGUUAGAAGAUGAACGUCGUAAUACAGAACAGUAUAAGGAACAGGCUGAACGAGAAAAGACACGAGUAAGACAAGUACGGAGGCGGCUUGAUGAAAUGGAAGAAGAAUUAAUACGGGAACAAACAAAAGCACGUAAUUUACAACGAGUGAUCGACGAUUUGAAUGCGGCAAAUGAUACUCUUGUUCGUGAUAACACUAACUUACGUGGGCAGCGACGGCCAGUUCGUGAUGCAUUACUGGCUGGUCGGCGUGUUCAUCUACGUAAUAACAGUCCACAUGAUGAUUUAGAUAGUGUAGGGACUGAAGGUAUUGUUUAUAAACUUUCAUAG